AUGGGGUAUUUACGGGAUUCCGGAGCUUUCCUGAGGGACAUGGCUCUCCAGGAUAUUGGAAAGAACAUCUACACCAUCCGGGAGGUGGUCAACGAGAUUAGGGACAAGGCCACACGCAGGCGACUCGCCGUUUUGCCCUAUGAGCUGCAUUUUAAGGAGCCCUUCCUGGAGUACGUCCGGCUGGUGACGGAGUUUUCAAAGAAAACUGGAGACUAUCCCAGUCUCUCUGCCACAGACAUCCAGGUGCUGGCGCUCACAUACCAGCUAGAGGCAGAAUUUGUUGGGGUGUCCCACCUAAAACAAGAGCCAGAAAAGAUUAAAGUAAGCUCAUCUAUUCAGCACCCAGAAACUCCUCUACUCAUUUCUGGCUUCCAUCUUCCCUCAAAGCCUAAGUCCCUGAGAGAAACAAGAGAUCACGGAUGCCCACCCAGUGAAGCCGAGAACGCAGAGUUUAGUUCCUUCCUGUUCUGGAGAAAUCCUUUGCCCAAUAUUAAUGAUGAGCUUCAGGAGCUGCUGCUUGACAGCAGUGAAGCUCUUCCAAGUGAGGAGAAGGAAGCAGAGAAUGGAACUGAAGACAGGAAAGAUGAAGAUAGUGAUAGUGAUGGUGAUGGUGAUGAUGAUGAUGAUGAUGGAGGUGGGUGGAUAACCCCCAGCAACAUUAAGCAGAUCCAACAGGAGUUUGAGCAGCGCCAAGUCCCAAACAACGUACGAGUUGGCUGCGUGACGACAGACUUUGCCAUGCAGAACGUUCUGCUGCAGAUGGGGCUGCACGUGCUGGCGGUGAAUGGCAUGCUGAUCCAGGAGGCCCGGAGCUACAUCCUGCGCUGCCACGGUUGCUUCAAGACAACGUCCAACAUGGACCGAGUGUUCUGUUCCCACUGUGGAAACAAGACCCUGAAGAAGGUGUCUGUGACGAUCAGUGACAAUGGCACUCUGCACAUGCACUUUUUCCGGAACCCAAAGGUGCUGAACCCACGAGACCUCCGGUAUUCACUUCCUACUCCUAAGGGGGGCAAAUAUGCCAUCAACCCCCAUCUGACGGAAGACCAGCGCUUCCCUCAGUUGCGACUAUCUCGAAAGGCCAGGCAGAAGACCAAUGUGUUUGCCCCCGACUACAUAGCGGAGGUGUCUCCCUUUGCAGAGAAGGACAUCUCCAGCCGGUCAGCUAUCUUGCAAAUCCGAGAUAGCAACUUGGGGGCUGGGAGGAGACGGUUAAACCCCAACGCUUCCAGAAAGAAGUUUGUGAAGAAAAGGUGA
This is a messenger RNA of Elephantulus edwardii (Cape elephant shrew), 1257 nucleotides long. Its product is annotated as RNA-binding protein NOB1-like. The transcript is spliced from 2 exons. The record is from RefSeq and is a predicted model, not a curated record. Gene Ontology annotation, biological process: ribosomal small subunit biogenesis; maturation of SSU-rRNA. Gene Ontology annotation, cellular component: preribosome, small subunit precursor. The coding region runs from base 1 to 1257 and encodes 418 amino acids. Lineage: Eukaryota; Metazoa; Chordata; Mammalia; Macroscelidea; Macroscelididae. Gene Ontology annotation, molecular function: RNA endonuclease activity.